Messenger RNA from Haemonchus placei, 846 nucleotides. Lineage: Eukaryota; Metazoa; Nematoda; Chromadorea; Rhabditida; Trichostrongylidae. The record is from the annotation of a GenBank genome assembly.
UCUUCAAUGAAGAUUUCACGAAAGCUGGCAGCUGCACGUUAUCAACGCCAGCCUGGUCCGCAGUUAACGUUAACAUUAGAACGUCUAGGUGGAAUUCGAGAAUUGGUCCAAUAUUCCGUCAUUGGGCCUAUCGUGAAUAAACCGAAGUGGAAUGAUAACGAAUUCUCGUUCUCCUUCCUUGAUAAGUUUUUUGAAAAGAGUUGGAUUCGGAUGGAUUCUUCUGUAGGGGAUCGUAAAAGUUUUUGGAAUCAUAUAAUGCAUGUACCUGUAAGCAUUCAGGAGCAAAUUCGAGAGCGUGUAUUUCAGAAAAUAGACCCACUGGAAGGGCUAGGAAAGAAUGACGAUUUGAGAACAGAGCUGUUGAUUACAACACCAGAAAUGGUGGAUAAUACCUAUCCUCUUCCAGACGGGAUCAACAUUGUAGCAACCAAAGAAAGGUUAGUUUACUUCAGUCAGAGUGACUCUCCUAUUUUUGCCCUGGAUUGCGAGAUGUGUGUAACCUCAGCUGGUGUUCACGAACUGACUCGUAUAUCGCUUAUACGUGAAGAUGGUAACGUUGUGUUCGACACUCUUGUGAAGCCCAAGAAUGAGAUUACAGAUUACCUUACAAAGUUUUCUGGUAUUACCCCUGAGCUUCUGGAAUCAGUAACGACGUCGGUUGAAGAUGUGCAAGCGGCUCUGCGCGCUGUUCUUCCGCCUGAUGCCAUUCUUUGCGGUCAUUCCUUGGAAUUCGACCUACGUGCGAUACAUAUAAACUCACACGGACAUUGUUCGGUAGAAGAUGCGUGGUGUGCUAUGCGUCUUCUCAAAAUGAAACUGGAAAAUGGGNCGGCUCUGAAAGAAUGA